Molecule: messenger RNA, 1475 nt
Organism: Chanos chanos (milkfish)
Lineage: Eukaryota; Metazoa; Chordata; Actinopteri; Gonorynchiformes; Chanidae
Gene: ppm1lb
Product: protein phosphatase, Mg2+/Mn2+ dependent, 1Lb
Exons: 4
Coding region: 390-1475 (361 amino acids)
Biological process (GO): protein dephosphorylation
Molecular function (GO): cation binding; protein serine/threonine phosphatase activity
Source: RefSeq, a predicted model, not a curated record
UCGACGCGUCUAAGUUGCUCUCAGGUGGGAUGGUAACGGUAGGAAGGUGUAUCCCUCACAUCCUUCUCACCGUCUUUCCUCCACCUAUGACAUUUAUUUCAUGGUAUCGGAAUAUGGAAAAUAGAGAACACCUCAUUGGGAAGCGCAGUGAAUGAAUCACAACAGCUUCGCUUUCCGCAGUGUUCAAAGCUCCGAAGGCGACAAGCCCGAGGAGCGACAAUAGAUGUGCGCUGCUACUUUGUCGGUGCGGUGCUGAAUGAAAGGUUUCUGUUAAAGUCGCGGUAUUUCGUCUUUUAAGCGUUGAUUUAAAAGUUAUUCGCCACAUAGACUUGCAAAGAUGGACUGAGUCGUGCGAAUAGACAGUAACCUGGAGAAAUUUGUGUGUAUAAAUGAUAGGAGAUACGAUGACACUGUUGUCUCUAUUGGGUAGGAUCAUGCGCUAUUUUCUGCUUAGACCAGAGACCUUGUUUCUCUUAUGCAUAAGUUUGGCUUUGUGGAGUUACUUCUUCCACACGGACGAGGUGAAAACGAUUGUCAAAUCAAGUCGGGAUGCCGUGAAGAUGGUCAAAGGCAAAGUGGCGGAGAUUAUGCAGAAUGAUAAAUUCGGGGGGCUUGAUGUGCUGGACGCGGAGUUCUCCAAGACCUGGGAAUUCAAGAGUAACAAUGUAGCGGUGUAUUCCAUCCAAGGACGGCGAGACCACAUGGAAGACCGUUUUGAAGUCCUUACCGAUCUUGUGAACAAGAGCCAUCCAUCCAUAUUUGGGAUUUUCGAUGGGCACGGUGGAGAGGCGGCGGCUGAGUAUGUGAAGACCCACCUGCCAGAGUCUCUGAAGCAGCAGUUGCAGAGUUAUGAGAAGGAGAAAGAAAAUAGCCUGUUGUCUUAUCCCUCCAUCCUGGAGCAGCAAAUCCUGAAUGUGGAUAAAGAGAUGCUGGAGAAGCUGUCGGCCUCGUACGAUGAAGCAGGAACAACAUGUCUUGUUGCUUUGCUGUCUGACAAAGAGUUGACUGUGGCUAACGUAGGGGAUUCCAGGGGGGUGCUGUGUGACAAGGAUGGGAACGCAAUCCCUCUUUCCCAUGACCACAAGCCCUAUCAGCUCAAAGAGCGCAAGAGGAUCAAGAGAGCAGGUGGCUUCAUCAGUUUCAAUGGCUCAUGGCGCGUGCAGGGCAUCCUAGCUAUGUCUCGCUCGCUGGGUGAUUACCCGUUGAAGAAUUUGAACGUGCUCAUCCCAGAUCCGGACGUGCUGACCUUUGAUUUGGAUAAGCUGCAGCCCGAGUUCAUGAUCCUCGCCUCCGACGGCCUGUGGGACGCCUUCAGCAAUGAGGAGGCGGUUCGUUUCAUCAAAGAGCGCCUUGACGAACCACAUUUUGGCGCUAAAAGCAUCGUCCUACAGUCUUUCUAUCGCGGUUGUCCCGACAACAUUACCGUCAUGGUCGUGAAGUUUAAGAAGAGUGGUGCAAAGGCUGCUGAACAGUGA